Molecule: messenger RNA, 4435 nt
Organism: Sclerotinia trifoliorum
Lineage: Eukaryota; Fungi; Ascomycota; Leotiomycetes; Helotiales; Sclerotiniaceae
Source: the annotation of a GenBank genome assembly
UAGUUGGUGAAAAUAGGUGGUAGACGGGCGAAAAAUCUCGCAAUCACAACGCUGCUUCUGGAUUGUGCUUCAGCAACCAACGGUCAUUGUAAUUUCCGGUUGCUAGACACCCAAUCUGCGAUUGACAACAGUGCGCAAAUUUAACAAGAGAUGUCUUCAGCCGCUUUGCAGACCGCCCCUCAUCAACCAACUUCAAUAGGAUCGCAAUCACCAGUUGCAGCACCAUCAUCCUCGGGGAGGCCUUAUACCUCCGGAUCGCAGCAACAGUCUCGAGACCCCUACUACAAUCAAAAUACCACAAACACCUCUCCAUCAUCGGCACGGAAACCAGCUCGAAGGCCGAGCGGCAAUGGCGCAUCUACAAACACACCUCCUCAGCCUCAGUACAGUUCACCUUCGGUAACGACAAACUCGGCUCCCAUAAACUCUCGCACCACUAAUCCCUCGAACCACACAUCCCCGACGACCGCCACAGCUGCUGCAGGCUUUUCUUCAAUGGCUGCGGGUGAUCAUCAGCGAGGGAUGCCCCCAGUUGUCUCGGAAAGAACAUCUUCAAAUAGACCGAACCCAGCAAUGGCGGCUGCAUCUUCGGCAGCAAAUCGUAGCUCGAGUUCUAGACGGGGUGAAAACACGAACGAGCAGAGGGCAAGGGAUUCUCCACGUCGGGCACAGUCACAAGAGGACCAAUAUUUUGAAAGGAGGAAUAUACCAACUAAUGGGACGGGAAAUGAGGAUGCUGCCAAUGCGGCAACCCGUGCCAGACGUCGAGCUCAACAGUCACCUGAAGCUAUACCACACAGGCCGAAUGGAACUCGGGAACAGAGACCUGGUCAAUCCUCCAAUACACAAAGUAGAUCACAUCCAGCGGGUACGGAUUCGCCCGCAGGCCUGUCUCAUGAGGCAAGUGAGGUAUUAAAUCGUGUGUUGGUUACCGAUCCCAAGGUUGAUUUGGGGCGUGAGAGAGAGCGAAUGGCGGAGGCGGCACCCAUUGCCACUCUAGCUCCUCCGGUGAUGGAAGAGGCUCCUCGGCAGCAGAGAUCACGUCACGAUCACACAGCAAACUCCGGAAAACGAGAAAAGCACAGUAAAUUUGGAGAGUAUUAUCUGGGCAACACGCUUGGUGAGGGAGAAUUUGGUAAAGUGAAAAUGGGCUGGAAAUCAGAAGGUGGUGUUCAAGUAAGUCUAUGCUGAAUAUCGUUUCGAUCUCAUACUAAUCAUCAUGUCAAAGGUUGCCAUCAAACUCAUUCGCCGCGAUAGUGUAGGAACGAAUCCCACGAGGCUUGCGAAGAUAUAUCGAGAAAUCGCUAUUCUUCGAGAGAUAUCACACCCGAAUAUCGUUCAACUGCAUGAAAUGGUUGAGACAGAAAGGCAAAUUGGAAUCAUUCUGGAAUAUGCUUCAGGGGGAGAACUCUUUGACUACAUUCUCAACCACCGCUACCUCAAGGAUAAUGCUGCUCGUCGCCUCUUCGCCCAAUUGGUUUCCGGCGUUGGAUAUUUACACAAGAAGGGAAUUGUGCACCGAGAUUUGAAGCUCGAGAACCUCCUACUCGACCGGAACCGCAACAUUAUCAUUACAGAUUUUGGUUUUGCAAACACUUUUAAUCCCGACGAUGAGCUCGGAGACGAGAUCGAAUAUAAUCUAUCUAGCCGUGACUAUGUCAAGCGUAUGGAAUUGGAUAAGAUUUUGCCUGGCGGUUCGCGGAGAGGUGAUUUGAUGCAAACAAGCUGUGGAAGUCCGUGUUAUGCAGCUCCAGAGUUAGUCGUGAGUGAUUCGCUGUACACUGGCCGCAAGGUCGAUGUAUGGAGCUGCGGGGUAAUAUUGGUAAGUCUUGGUCACUGCACCUGUUAAUAAUUUUACCGCUAACAUGAAUGCAGUAUGCAAUGCUUGCAGGAUAUCUACCUUUUGAUGAUGACCCAGCCAAUCCCGAAGGCGACAACAUUAAUCUCCUUUAUAAGUACAUAGUUUCGACACCACUUACAUUUCCCGAAUAUGUCACACCGCAUGCUCGAGACCUUCUCCGCCGUAUUCUUGUUCCAGACCCACGCAAACGUGCAGAUUUAUUCGAGGUUGCCCGACAUAGUUGGCUAAGCGAAUAUGCACAUGUUGUUGGCUUUAUUACUAGUAGCACCACAACUACUGUGGAGAUUGCAAACACCACGGUUCCUUCUGAUGAACCGCAGGAGGCUCCGCUCCUCGCUAGAAGUGCUUCAGUUCGGGAACCCAAACCGCAAAAGGCGCCGGCGGCUGUUGGUGACCUUAGUCGGAAACAUGGCCAUGUGGACCAAGAUGGAGAAGAGGCACCUGGCAAAACUUCGAAAGACAACAAGAGAAGAACUGUACAAGUCGAAUAUGUGGCUCCAAGGUCGCAGACACAAAGAGGCGAGCCUUCUACCAACCCGUCUGGUGCUCAAUCUGGUUCGAGAACACGCGCUCGUGCUGGUAGUCAAGGUCCAGUCGAGAUUUCUGGGGCUGCUCAGGCUGCGAGAAGAAAUGUACCCACAGGAGAAAAGCCGUUAUCUCAGGAUCCUUCAUUGACGAGAGAUGCUCAAUAUGCAACCUCGGCAAGAAGGCCGGGAAGCUCACAGCGACAACAAGGUAUGGCUCCACCUGCUCGAACUACUCGAGAACAUGGUGCAACAUCAGAAAUUAAUCACAUGGCUCCAGUUACUGCUCAACCCUCUAUCGCAAGGCCAAACACCGGCGGUUCCAUGACUUCUAACAGGUCUGGAUCUAUGGGUUUCCCGACACGCGGCUCGUACAGCCAACCUGUGGCGCCAACCGUCGCUGGAACUAAUGCUCAUGGCCGUAUGUCUCAACCUCAACCAAAGAGUUCGAGGAAUUACAACAUAUCCCCUCCUAUGGUGCAAGGCGAACAACAAACCUUCGAAUACCCUGCACAAGCCACUACCCAACCAAUAGCUCCUAAAUUUGCCAAGGUUGCUGGCCUUCCGGCGGCAGCUGGAAAUGCACCAUCUGAUGCUAGCAAAACUCACAAGAGGUCAAACACAAUCGGUGGCAUAUUCAGCAGAACAAAUUCGCUGUUCGGCGGUAAAUCACACUCUGAAAAAUCAUCAGAGAAACCGAAGAAGUCAUACCCACCAGUCAGCAUGUCAAAUGCCAAUAUCACAAAUGCCGAUGAUUCGAGGCAGUCGAUGGACUCUAGGCGCUCUAUUUCUUUUGGUUUUGGCAAGAAGAGGAGCGGCAGUAUAACUGGGCGAUCUCAAACUGGUUCUCAAGAGAAGGCAUCAAGAAGAUUUUCCCUUCUUCCGGCAUCGUUCUCUCUCAAAUCCAUCGGCAUUGGUAAAGAUCCAGGUACUCCGCCCGCUAGUACCCCGACCGAUGGCCACUAUGAGCAAUUCCCUGAAACCCAAGGUAAUCAUCUUGAUGCUCCGCAGGACAAUAGGGAAGCAAGGAAUCUUAGCGGGAGUACUGCAAAUUAUCAGCAUGUUGAUGGGUCUUAUGCCGCUAACCCUGCCCAACAAGAAAGACAACCUUUUGCUCAACCACAACAGCAAAAUCCAGAUUCCAGGUUGGUUGGUCCACCAGACUUCUUGCCACCCAUAAACUACCGCCAAGAUGAAUCGGCACUAACGACUGACUCUGAAUCUUCAUUCGGUCAAAGUCGACGUGGGCCUUAUCCAAAUGAGAAUAAUACCUCGUAUGAAGAUUCACGACGACCGGCAGGACGCAAUGCUAGAGGCGUAUUACAAAAGAACAACCGGAAGUUUGCCGAUGCUUAUGAUCAGGAGCACGCACACAAUGACCAUGGAGGUAGUAGUGGCGCAGCUAGAAAGGUCAUGGACUUCUUCCGAAGACGUGGAAAGGCUCGUGGAGAGUGAAAGUAGGCUCGAGAUAACAGUGCUUUUUAAAUGAUAUCACUUCAACAUAUACACGACAAUAGCUUUGCUCAAUUCUGGAUUAUGCAUAAGCUUUCAGCGAAAGCCUCAGACAAUAACUUGCCAUUCAGCUUUUGGUCUGAUUGAUAGCAAGUUUGCUUUCAUUUCUCUAGAACGGCUUGGCGGGCCUGCUGGAUUUUGGUAUGGGAGGAUGAAAGGUGUGUGGACAGGCGUUCUCUUGCAUUUUAUCAUAUGGUUCGCUUGCUAUAUUUUCGCGCUCAACUCGACCUCUACCUCGAUUUGUGAAUUGUGAUCUCGUCAUCGAUGGAUGGGGACUUGGCUCUUUAUUUUACUUCGCCGUGGGUAAGAUUAUAUCUUUGGGUUAUUGGAGUUGAAUUGAGUAGCAUUUAUGCUUCUUGAUUGUGAAGAGUAGCCGAAUAGUUUAUUUUCUCUUACCUUUGGCUUAAAGUUGUUGUUUCGCUUUUUAUUUUCUCUUCUCUAUUAAUUUGGUGAUCUUGGUUUGGUUGGGGGGCUGGGGGUUGAAGGGAUUGGAGCGGCAGGGACUUGGGAUAUCUUAUUUGAAUGGUGGUAGUGGUGA